Varanus komodoensis (Komodo dragon) is the source of this 717-nucleotide messenger RNA. RefSeq names its product chloride intracellular channel 3 (gene CLIC3). The record is from RefSeq and is a predicted model, not a curated record. Lineage: Eukaryota; Metazoa; Chordata; Lepidosauria; Squamata; Varanidae. Bases 1 to 717 code for a protein of 238 amino acids. The transcript is spliced from 6 exons.
AUGGCGGAAAUCUCCAAGCUCCAGCUGUUCGUCAAGGCAAGCGGCGAUGGCGAGACCAUCGGGCACUGCCCCUUCUGCCAGCGACUCUUCAUGAUCCUGCUCCUCAAAGGAGUCCCCUUCACUCUGACCACGGUGGAUACCAAGAGGUCCCUGGAUGUGCUGAAGGAUUUUGCCCCGGGAGCGCAGCUGCCGGUGCUGCUGUUCGACGGGGAGCCCAAGACCGACACCACCGCGAUCGAGGAGUUCCUGGAGGAGACGCUGGGCCCGCCCAAUUUCCCGAGCCUGGUCCCCAGAUACAAGGAGUCCAGCCUGGCGGGGAACGACGUGUUCCACCGCUUCUCCGCCUACAUCAAGAACCCAGUGCCUGCUCAGGAUGAAGUCCUGCAGCGGCAUCUCUUCAAGGCCCUCCUGAAGCUAGACCACUACCUGAACACCCCCCUGGACUAUGAGCUGGCGCGGGACCCCCACCUGGCCGUCUCGCGGCGGCGCUUCCUGGAUGGCGACCAGCUGACCCUUGCCGACUGCGGCCUCCUGCCCAAGCUCAACAUCGUGAACGUCGUGUGCCAGCACUAUCGGCGGGCGGGCAUCCCACCGGAGCUGCAGGGCGUGUGGCGCUACCUGGCCAGCGCCGCCGAGGCGAAGGAGUUCAAGUACACCUGCCCCAACAGCGAGGAGAUCGUUCAGGCCUACCGCGCGGUGGUCCGGCCCCUCAAGUAG